AGAGCCACCCAGGCAAGCGCACAGUCACAUCAUAGCCGCGCGGACCCUAGCCUUGCGCGCGUCUCGGACUGCACCAUUUCGCCCGGGGGAGGCGGUGGGGGGAGGAAUGCUGUGGAGCCGCCUGUGGAGACUCCUCGAAGCGCGCGGGAGGAGCUGACUGCUUCAGAAGGGAAGGAUCCCGCCAGCGCCUUUCUUCUCUGCGCCCUAGCCGGCUUUCUAGCUCCAAACGACUGGCAGAGGUUUCUGUCGUGUCCACGCCCCAUUUCUCUCUCCCCCCCCCCCAAGCCGCAGUAGCCGGGUCCUUCCUCCACCCGCUCAGUCAGUGUAACAGUGUCUCCUGGACUGAGGUAGAGUUUGCAGCGGGCUCGGCUUCCGAGGAGGCGAGGCGAAGGGGCCAUGGCGGCCACCGAGAUAGCGCGCCAGGUGGGCGAAGGCUGCCGUACUGUCCCUCUUUCUGGCCAUGUAGGAUUUGACAGCCUUCCUGACCAGCUGGUUAAUAAAUCGGUUAGCCAUGGUUUCUGUUUCAACAUCUUGUGUGUGGGAGAAACAGGGCUUGGGAAAUCAACGUUGAUGGAUACCCUUUUCAAUACCAAGUUUGAAGGUGAGCCAGCCUCUCAUUCGCAGCCAGGAGUUCAGCUGAAAUCCAGUACUUACGAUCUCCAAGAAAGCAAUGUCCAUCUGAAACUGACCAUUGUUAGCACAGUGGGCUUUGGAGAUCAGAUUAACAAAGAGGACAGCUAUAAAUCUAUUGUGGAAUUCAUUGAUGCCCAGUUCGAAUCUUACCUGCAAGAGGAACUGAAGAUCAAGCGGGUGCUACAUAACUACCAUGACUCCCGCAUCCAUGCCUGCUUGUACUUCAUUGCCCCCACGGGCCACUCUUUGAAAUCCCUGGAUUUGGUAACAAUGAAGAAGCUCGAUAGCAAGGUAAAUAUCAUUCCUAUUAUCGCCAAAUCCGAUGCCAUUUCCAAAAGCGAGCUGACGAAAUUCAAGAUUAAGAUCACAAGUGAGCUUGUCAGCAACGGGGUGCAGAUCUAUCAGUUCCCUACAGAUGACGAGUCCGUGGCAGAGAUAAACGGGACUAUGAAUGCCCACUUACCUUUCGCCGUGAUUGGCAGCACAGAAGAAAUCAAGAUAGGGAACAAAAUGAUGAAGGCCCGGCAGUAUCCCUGGGGAACUGUGCAGGUGGAAAACGAAGCGCACUGUGACUUUGUGAAGCUAAGAGAGAUGUUGAUCCGUGUCAACAUGGAGGAUCUCCGUGAACAGACACACACGCGCCAUUACGAGUUGUACCGGCGAUGUAAACUGGAGGAAAUGGGAUUUAAGGACACUGAUCCAGACAGCAAGCCAUUCAGUUUACAAGAAACCUACGAGGCCAAAAGGAAUGAGUUCCUGGGAGAGCUGCAGAAAAAGGAGGAGGAAAUGCGGCAAAUGUUUGUGCAGAGAGUUAAGGAGAAAGAAGCGGAAUUGAAAGAGGCUGAAAAAGAGUUGCAUGAGAAAUUUGACCGCCUGAAGAAGCUGCACCAGGACGAAAAGAAGAAAGUGGAGGACAAGAAGAAAUCCCUGGAUGACGAAGUCAACGCAUUUAAGCAGAGGAAGACAGCGGCCGAAUUACUCCAGUCUCAGGCUCAGCAGGCGGGAGGCUCGCAAACUCUGAAAAGGGACAAGGAGAGGAAGAACUUUUUCUGAUCUGUCUCCACCCGCUGCUCUAUAUCUGAUGGAGAAGAUUUCCACUUGAGGAAGAGUUUAGGAAUUCCCAUCCUGUUUGGGAGGGGGAGGAAUGAAUAAGUCUUUGGAUAUCUGGAAAGACUUGGUUUUGUUUUUUUCUGAUGUGCAUGGGGUGUGUUUAAAGCUGAGGUGUUUUGUGGUUUUCGCUGCAAGACAGGGAGAAUAUUGGAAAGGCAAACAUCUGUGUAUCAGUUAAAAGCUUUGAGGAGCAACCUAAAGGUGGCAGGCAAAUUAUUGAUGUAGCCAAGUGACACUGAGACAGAUUCUUUUUUUUUUAAGCAAAGUAUUUCCUUUCUAUUUUGCCUCAAUAUAAAUAUGAUGGGUGGUUUAUAAGUAUCUGUGGGAAAAAAUGUGCUAAUUCGUUGGUUUGCUUGGAUUAAAAACUAAACAAAAACUUUAAAAAUACAAGUUUUAUGCAAUGAACAGCAAACAGAGAAACACGCGACUUUGCUACCUCUUGAGGAAUAUUUAAUUUUAACACUGAAGCAAAGGACAGUGCGGGAGGGGUUGGGGGGAAGUAUAUUUUUCAUUGGGGUCAUAGAUAACCUCUGCCAUUUCGGAAAAAAAUAAUAAUCAGGUUGAUUGAGUAAUAUUUCUCAUUUAACUUUUUUUUUUAAUUAAAAAAGGUCCACUAAAGUUUCCACAGACCCUAGUGGCUGAGGAAGGACUGUGAGCCAGAAAGCACACCAUUUAUACAUUUUCACUACAAGGAUAGCCUUAAGCAAACUACUUAUUCUUCCAGCCUCAGCUGUCCACCCUCCUCCAGUCUGAGAAUAAUCAAGCUUGCCCGCCUUGCCGUCAUGUUGUAAGGAUUAACACGGUAAAAUAUGUGAAGUGUUUUCUGAACACUGGGGGAGGGGGAAGCAUUUUAGUAAAGACUUAAGUAUUAUUAACCAUGAUUAAUUUAAUCCCCGUAGUUCAGCCCUUCCCAGAUGUCUUCUGGGUUACAAACUGACUUUUCUAUUGUCGAUAUCAAGGUUGUGGAGAAAUUUGUCUGUAAUUGGUCAUCUGUUUCUUUACAAGUUAUCAUGCAAGUCAAGUGUUAACUGCCCUUAAUAAUGCAUUUUCCGAGCACUCUUGGAACUUUUCUGGAACGUUCACUGCAUGGGGGUCUGUUUCCCAAUACCUUGUUCUCUUGUCUUUUCUCUCUAUUUUUUGUUUUUGGUCUCUCUACAAACAAGAAUUGUGAUUUGACAGCUGCACUCAGUAUCUAUUUACAUGACCCACACGAAAGAACCAGCACUGUUGAGCUUGAUACCUUUCUAAUGUUGUCAAUUUUCAAUAAAAAGUAACCCUCCCCAAAAAAA
Molecule: messenger RNA, 3032 nt
Organism: Podarcis raffonei (Aeolian wall lizard)
Lineage: Eukaryota; Metazoa; Chordata; Lepidosauria; Squamata; Lacertidae
Gene: SEPTIN6
Product: septin 6
Exons: 10
Coding region: 397-1686 (429 amino acids)
Biological process (GO): cytoskeleton-dependent cytokinesis; cilium assembly
Cellular component (GO): microtubule cytoskeleton; septin ring; septin complex
Molecular function (GO): GTP binding; molecular adaptor activity; GTPase activity
Source: RefSeq, a predicted model, not a curated record